GGAUGAUAGCUGUGCGUGUAGACGUUUGUACUUACUAUUUUUAUUAAAUUUAAAUAAAACUAGGCAAAAGUGUUUACAAUAACUUCAAUCUAGAUUGAUAAGUAUAACGAUGUUCACAGUGCCCGUACGAUCAAAUAUGAUUAUAAAUAGAAAUCAGCUGUUAUUUAUAAUUUCGACUUACGUAUGUUUAGUAAUGUUAUUGUCUUAAAAUAGUGUGGUACCUAUAUAAAUUUAUUAGUGUGGUGAUGGUGAUGUAAGUAGAGCAAGUUUUUAUCAUGUGCACUGUAGUUUGAACGUAAUUAUGGCAAGAGACGGCGACUUGCCUACAAUAUUUAAUCCGAAGCGAGUGCGUACUCCGUCUGUGAUAAUAACGAGUGAAGAGGCAGUGGAAAAUGAACGCGGGAGUGGAGACGCCGACAGAGACCGCCCUAACGGUCCCCCCACGCCGCUUAGCCCUAGGGCUCCGCUUACGCCCCAAGCUUCGAUUUGUUCAGCGCCUCCCCUGACAACGCAGCCUUCACUUCAGCAGGCGUACAGUGAGUCAGCUACCAGCAGCCAGGAUGAAGAGAGGCAGUUAAGGGACAAAAAGUGCCCUAGGUCUUGUUGCUCAAGAUUUGCUAAAAAGAUUUAUUAUGGUAUUUGUGUGACAGCAAUCUUAACUGUGACAUGGGUGACUGCAACUCACUGCAUCAAACACAUGUAUCUCCAAAAUUAUCCUCUGAACAGCUACGCAAUCAUACCAAGCACUGAAGCACCUGCUGUUAUUUUCAGCAAUUAUACAACAAAAAUUUCAAGUCAUAAUCAAUACAAUGCCCCAUUCUUCACAGCCUGGUUCUGUACAAACUGGCUGAUAUUCUUCUAUCCUCUGUACCUGAUAGUGAUGCUCAUCCACAAUAAGUGCAAGACGCCAAGUGACAUUGUAUUUGAUGCUUUUAGUGACUUCAGGGAAAAAGGAUUCACAUUUGCUCGCUUCACAAGCCGCUGCGGCCUAUUCUGCCUGCUGUGGGUGGUGACUGUCUACAUGUACACCUACUCACUAAAGAUCUUGCUGUCAACAGACGUAGUGACACUAUUUGCCACUAAUGUCUACUGUGUUUACUUACUGUCUUGGGUCAUCCUACACGAGCAAUUUGUUGGAGUUAGGAUAGUGGCAGCCAUCUUGUGUGACACGGGCAUAGCGCUCCUGGCCUACAUGGAUGGCAUCACUGGCAGCUCCACUCUCGGCGGAGUGGUGCUGGCUGCGUGCGCUGCUGCGGGGUUCGCCAUUUUCAAGGUGCUGUUUAGAAAGGUAAUGGGUGAGAUGAAUUCUGGUCAGAAAGCUCUAUUCUUCUCGAUACUGGGAGUUGUGAGCGCGUCCCUCCUGUGGCCAGUCUGCUUGGCGCUUUACCUCACCGGCUCCGAGAUGAUCCCCUCACAUCGCAUGCCCUGGGUGCAUUUGCUGGUGGCUAGCGUGUCAUUACUUGUUUUUCACCUGGUAUUCCAGUUUGGAAAUAUAAUAACAUACAAUAUAUUUGUAUCGCUGGGUCUCAUAACAGCUGUUCCUGUUUCUGCAGCUUUGGAUGUGGUUUUAUAUGAUGCUCAGUUUGAGGGCAUGAAGCUGGCAGGAGUCAUAUUGAUAACCAUUGGAUUCUUCCUGGUCAUGUUUCCGGACAACUGGCCCGAUUAUAUCAUGAGGCUUUUGAGAUGGAGCCGCCGCCGGCAGCGGGGCAAUAACGGCUCGGGUCGGAAUCGUGACGCAAUGGAUUAUCGGACCGGCUACAUCCGGUCGCACCUCCGGUCGCCGUCCGGCCGCGUCAGGUGACCGCCCGAGCCGGACCAAGAGUUGCAACUUCAAGUACCUAUAAUGUGAACGCAUGACGAGAAGGUAAUUUGGAAGGAUUUUUUGAGAUCUGGAUGAGUGCAGUCAAGCGUUGUGGUCGUUUCUUGUUCGACGAUUAUUAAUGUCAAAUUGUUUUGGCGCGUUUUCAUCUAAACGAACACUUUUGGUUAUUGUAUCAAUUUAAUAUUUUAUGUUGGAUUUUGUUAUGAAUAUUGAGGUUGAAUAUAAAACACGAACAAAAAUAAUCUAUAGCAUAUAAUGCUUGAUCACAAAAAAA
Plodia interpunctella (Indianmeal moth) is the source of this 2096-nucleotide messenger RNA. RefSeq lists its product as uncharacterized. The record is from RefSeq and is a predicted model, not a curated record. The transcript is spliced from 9 exons. Lineage: Eukaryota; Metazoa; Arthropoda; Insecta; Lepidoptera; Pyralidae. Bases 302 to 1801 code for a protein of 499 amino acids.